Molecule: messenger RNA, 1012 nt
Organism: Dinoponera quadriceps
Lineage: Eukaryota; Metazoa; Arthropoda; Insecta; Hymenoptera; Formicidae
Gene: Tsen2
Product: tRNA-splicing endonuclease subunit Sen2-like
Exons: 7
Coding region: 108-887 (259 amino acids)
Biological process (GO): tRNA-type intron splice site recognition and cleavage; tRNA splicing, via endonucleolytic cleavage and ligation
Cellular component (GO): tRNA-intron endonuclease complex
Molecular function (GO): tRNA-intron lyase activity
Source: RefSeq, a predicted model, not a curated record
UAGUUCAAUUGUAAAGAACAGACCUAAUCUUAACCUGACUUUCAGCAAAUUAAACAACAGGUAUCAACGCUGUUAUCAAAUUUGUCUCUUUAAAAGAGAAAUUAAAUAUGAAUCUGCAACCACCAAAGAAAAAGAAAAGAGUGAAGUUGAAGCCACAAUUACCGUUUCCUAUUCCAUUAAAUGCAUCAGAUGAAUGGCCAGUAUAUACGGCUCAUUUGACAGAUGUGGGCACAUGCAUAAUUGAACCUGAAGAGAUUAACGCAAUACAUUCUAUGGGAUUUUUCGGCAAAGGAUCAUUGUCACGCAGUUACCCUAAUUUUGGUAAAGCAAGAUAUGGAGCACCACCAGUUAUUCGGAACAGACAAUGGCUUCGCAGACAAGAAUGGCUGAAAGAGAUAAAGGAGUUAAAUGUAACUUCUGCUUCCAAUUACAAAGAUACUAAAAUGGAUAUACAAUGCGAAGAUGAAAACGUCACGGAUAGUCAGAAAGAAAAACUCGAUGAAGUUGUUGAAAUAUAUUCGAAUUCCAUUGUCAACAACGAGAAGGAGCAGAAUAACGAAGUUACUACGAAAGAUGUGGAAGUUGAUGAAGUUGUACUAGAUUCUGCAGAAGAGGACGACAUAUGCGUAAUCAUUAACAGAGACUCCAAUAAGGGUGGAGACGCUCGCGCGAACGACGACAAUAAUCUUCACGGAAAUGUAUUGGUUCUGCCGGACAGCGACUCGGAAACGACUGAAAACUACCUGCAGAAUAUCAAACCAAGAAUCGAGACUGAAGGUUUUCCUGUUCGCGAGACUCUGCAUCUCACAUUCGAGGAAACCUUCUUUCUAAUGUUCGGAUUAGGUUGCUUGCAAGUAGUUCAUUUCGACGGAGUAAAGGAUGGAUAGUCAAGUCCGGUAUUAAAUAUGGUGGCGAUUUUUUGCUUUAUAAAGAAGGACCAUCCUUUUAUCACGCUUCUUAUAUUGUCAUAGUCGAAGUUGCGGAUGCGGACUCGUUAAUUUUAGAUCCUGCA